Messenger RNA from Hippocampus zosterae (dwarf seahorse), 2968 nucleotides. It is a transcript of the gene fam222ba, whose product is annotated as family with sequence similarity 222 member Ba. Bases 211 to 1989 code for a protein of 592 amino acids. The record is from RefSeq and is a predicted model, not a curated record. The transcript is spliced from 3 exons. Lineage: Eukaryota; Metazoa; Chordata; Actinopteri; Syngnathiformes; Syngnathidae.
GGAAGUUGCCUGCCGCAGACAGCAGCAGCAGCCGCCGCAGCAGCAGCAGCAGCAGCACAGCAGCAGCAGCAGUGAUUCGGGAGCGCAGAGCGACGGGAGUAAUUCUGUCCGUUUUGAGCCAUGGCGACCAACUAAACGAUGCCUUUUGCAGAGGUGGACGGAGAUGUGAGGAGAAGUGCGUGCCCCAUGUUGCAUUAGUGUCUGUGUGAAAUGCUGGCCUGUCUGCCAGGGCCAGGUGACCUCCCCCUCCAGCUUCUCCCCCACACGCAGAUGAACACUGGACUUCAGAAAUGGGACACCACACAAAGGAUGAGAUCCACUCCUUUCCCAACCCCUGCAGAAUUGGAUGCCUAUGCUAAAAAAGUUGCCAACAACCCCCUCACCAUCAAAAUCUUCCCCAACAGCGUCAAGGUCCCGCAGCGGAAUCACGUCCGGCGUACCGUCAACGGACUGGACACAUCGGGCCAGCGCUAUAGUCCUUACCCUUCCUCUCAGGCCAGCGCCAAGACUGGCCUCCUGGCCAUUGUCAAGGUGCCCGCCGUUAAGGGCAUCCUCAAAGAUUCCGCCGGCGGCCGAGCGCGCCUGCACCCCGAAGUCAUCAUGAACCACCUGAGAGGCCCUUACCAAGUGACUUCGACCAGCACUUUAAACCACCGCCACCCGACUCUGCCCAACCUUCCCCAACCUCAGCAGAGCUUAGCCCUGCAACCCCACGACGCACCUCAGACUCUACAGAUGCCACUGACUCAGCAGCAGAGCCUCAGACGUGCUCUCGCUGUGGCCCAGCACUCUCAGGGCGCACCUAGACUGCAGACUGUCUCUCAGCACCAAGCCCUCGGCCACCCGCAGGUCCCCUCCGCCGUCCUCCUUCAGCAGCAGCAGCAGCAGCAGCACCUUCUGCAGCAGCCGCCCGGCCCGCAGGGGAGCAGAGAGCUGCCGGAUGGCGACGCACCACCUAACGUGACCGUCUCUACCUCAACCAUUCCACUCCCGAUGGCCAUGGGACUGCACCAGGGCCACCAGCCAGACCUGAGCACCAUCGUGCACCAGAUCAACCAGUUCUGCCAAGCCCGGGCCCAAGGUGCCGGAUCAGCCUCCAUGUGCGAGGGCCAGAUCGCCAACCCCAGCCCCAUCAGUCGCAACCUGCUCGUCAGCGCUUGCUCCAGGGUGUCCAUGCACAACAACUCCGCUGCUGCCGCUGCCGCCGCCGGCUUCCACCCGCACAACUGCAUCCACGGCCCUCAAGAGAAAAUCAUCAUCCAGGCGGGAGCCCACCCUUUACCCAGCAUGACCAUGAACCACUUGCCUUCCAACCACACGGAUCUCAAGCAGCAACAGCACCCUCAACAGCAUCUGCACCCGAAAGCCAAUCAGCAGCUGCAAGCGAACACACCGCAACAGAAGAUGCGCUCUUGGAAUCCGCAUCAGUUGACCCACGUGCCCCAUAUUCCCAAUGGCUGCAAGCAGCCUACCAGAGAAGCCACCUUCCACUUGAAGGGACUGGCCUACCCCGCAGAGAUGUGCGUGGGGCAGCCGUACAUGCUGAAGCCCCCUAUGGAGAGGCCCACCCCGUCCCCGCCCGUCAACCACAAUGGCAUGACGGGCCCCGUGGCGCACUACCCCAACGGUCACUACUUCCAGUCUCACAUUUGGAACAGCAGCAUCCUUCCCACACCCAACAGUGACAGCUCCGGGUCUCAGGACGUAGCCAUGCCAUUCCACGGGGCGGGCCCGGGGGGCUGCACCGCACUUGAAUGUGGGCCCCCGGGGGCUCCCCAUUACAGGCUACCGGCGAGCUCCUCCACCUCCUCUGCCCAGACUAAUCUGAUGCAAACCACAGAUUACAUGGGUGGGGACUUCCAGACGCCCUACUUCCGCGAUCAGAAUCUCGGGUUAAUGGGCAAGAUGCACAGGCCCCCUGUGAGCAGGGUGGGGCCGGAGGUCGGGGAUGGGAGAAGCGCUCUCAUCCAGCAUCCAGGGUACAGAUAAGCUAUGGCCUUGUCUCCGCAAGUUAUCAGACCCCCCCCCCCCCUCCAUCACCCCUUUUGUUUAGUCUUAAGAAAACACAUGAUAACUUGACAAUACUGCUAAUCUUAAAGAGGGUAAACGAAUAUAUUUAAUUCAUGAAGAACAGUACUUUUCUUUUUUUGAUCAGUCUUGCAAGUGAUCAAUUGUUUUUUUUUCCUCUCUCUUUGUUUUGGGGUUUGUGAAUGCUUCUACCUGGACCAUUUAGGAAUCAUGUUACCGAUUUUUUUCCCCCCCCCGCACUUCUGCUGUGUGUCAUUCCUGCUUUUUGCUCCACUGUACAUGCGUGUGCCUGGGUCUCGACAGAUCCUGUGUUAGUUCCACUUGACGCGUAUUGCAAGGGUUUCUCAAGUGCAAAUAAUUCCUCGCCGGAAAAAAAAAGCGGCAACACCUAUUGUCGGAUGUGCCGCGAGAAAAUCUGACUCCGACCUGUCAAGUAGACAAGGGAAAUACUUUUUCCGUGCGUAAUAAUCUUGUUUGAAACAGCAGCCGGAAACGUGUGUGUGUGUGUGUGUGUGUGUGUAAGUACGCAGAGCUUUUACUAUUUUCAGAUGUCGAUAUUUAUUUGUGUAAUAGGACUAUUGAAACUUGAUUCCUUCCCGUCGCGUACAGACGAACGCAAUCGGCUUGUUUGUAACAAAGCAAGGACCCCCGCAGGGAGAGUUUGCGUUGCCAUGGCGAUGGGCUCUGUCCUGCUACAAAUGCUGCAAUGAAUUCAGGUGUUUUUCAAAAGCCCUGCCGCCGGGCCGGGAAGGCCUCGGCUGCGAGGUUGGGAAAAGUUUCGAGCCGAAAGGUCAUAAGCGCUAAAAGACGGCCCGAGUCAAACGAAGACGGCGCUCGGCAAAAAUGAGAGCACUCCUUACAGAUUGGGUAGAAAACACAACACAGUAUUCACAUUCCUCCUACUAUGUGUGGAUGGAGUACACUGGACAACCCCCCCCCC